Poeciliopsis prolifica (blackstripe livebearer) is the source of this 1294-nucleotide messenger RNA. RefSeq names its product G protein-coupled receptor 78a (gene gpr78a). Gene Ontology annotation, molecular function: G protein-coupled receptor activity. The record is from RefSeq and is a predicted model, not a curated record. Gene Ontology annotation, cellular component: membrane. Bases 3 to 1013 code for a protein of 336 amino acids. NCBI's taxonomy places the organism in Eukaryota, Metazoa, Chordata, Actinopteri, Cyprinodontiformes, Poeciliidae. The transcript is spliced from 4 exons. Gene Ontology annotation, biological process: adenylate cyclase-activating G protein-coupled receptor signaling pathway.
CUAUGCUUCACGCAGAGUUACGAUCCCACGUUCCGGGGAUCUUCACCCUCAAUCUCUCCAUCUCCAACGUCGUCCUCGCUCUCGUCAACAUGCCGGCCACUUUUCUCGGCGUGGCCAGCAGCGCGAAGCCCCUCGGGGACCCGCUGUGUCGCGCCGUGAGUUUCACCGAGACCUUCGUCAACGCCAUGCUGAGCAUGGCCGCGCUCAGCGUGGACACGUGGGUGGCGGUGGUGUUUCCUCUCAGGUACUCCAGCAAGAUGCGCCACCGGGACGCGCUUGUGAUCGCGUCCUGCUCCUGGCUCCACUCCCUCGCUUUUUCCCUGAUCCAGCUGUCGAUGGGCUGGGGGGCGUACAGCCGCACGUACGCCUCGUGCACGCUGCACCUGGACGCUGAGACGGCGUCGCGUCGGAGCGCCUAUGUCGCCUUCACGGCGCUGUUCCACUGCAGCAGCUUCGCGCUCUGCCUCUUCGUCCUCUGCUUCGCCUACCUGAAGGUUCUGAGAGAGGCCCGGUCGCAAGAGGAUAGAUGUCGUCACAGUGCAAGCUCUGCUCCUGCUGGUGGAUAUUCACCCCAGUGUAAAGGAGAGGUGUCUGGCCCAACAAAGGAUGAGAAGGCGGCGAGCUGCCAAGAAAAUCUGCACCUUCAUCGGUUCCUUCAUGAUCUGCUUUUCGCCGUAUGUCAUAACGAGGCUUGUAGAAUUGUUGCCCUCGGUGGAUGUGCCCCGUCAUUGAGGCAUUGCUACCAAAUGCCUGGUCUACGCCAAGGCAUCCAGCGAUUCAUUCGUUCACUGUCUUCUGCGACACCAGUACAGGAAGGUCCUGGUGAGCGUCAUCUGCCGCAUGGGCAGAUGUUAUGUUUGGAGAGGAGCCGGAAGAGGUCAAGGCCUAGUCCAGGGAGGUCACUUGAACAAAGACGAAGUAAACCUUGGAGUGUGCCAGACCCCACCGCUGUCUGCGUGGCUGCAACGUCAAUGGGCGGAAAAACUAAAGCGUCCUGCUUAUCGCAAUCUUGAAGUGUCUCUUGAGUGAUGUGACAGUGAAUUUUGUAAGAGACUGUUGGAAAAAUGUCACAGCUGAUAUUAUUUCUUCUUUUAAUUGUUAUAGUUGUGCACAAAAUGAAAGUAAAUGUGUGAAGCUAUUAAAUCCCAGCAAGAAGGCGAUUUAAGCGCCCCACCCCCACAGCCAGAGUCACGCUGAGUCAGGCAUGAGCUCAUCAAACAGGCAUUAUGUGACUCAUUAUGCUCCAGUUGUCACCGCUUGUGAAAGUGAACCCAAUGCAGAGUUUUAAUAAAAA